This is a messenger RNA of Nicotiana attenuata, 1357 nucleotides long. RefSeq names its product ribosome biogenesis protein TSR3 homolog. The record is from RefSeq and is a predicted model, not a curated record. Gene Ontology annotation, biological process: maturation of SSU-rRNA. NCBI's taxonomy places the organism in Eukaryota, Viridiplantae, Streptophyta, Magnoliopsida, Solanales, Solanaceae. The transcript has 2 exons. The coding region runs from base 240 to 1040 and encodes 266 amino acids. Gene Ontology annotation, molecular function: rRNA small subunit aminocarboxypropyltransferase activity.
UUGUCACUUUCUCCGUCAUUUAUGUGACUUCAGAAUUGCCGUUCUUUCACCAAAGCUAGAGAAUUUGUGCUCUUUCGAAACCCUGGCUGCGCUUCUUUCACUUCGUUUCUAAAAGUUCAUCAAGCUGUGCUUCGUCCUUAUCAUGAGAAAAUAAGAGAAAUUGAUCAGUUAUUGGAAGUUCCUUAAGUGGCAAACACCAUCUAAGUAGUAUUUCAAGAAGUACAAUCAAAUCAUUAGCGAUGGGUGGUAACAAGCAAAGGCGUAAAACUCAUCAUCACUCUCAUCGAGGAGAAUCCAGCCGCACCCGUCAACCUGUUGAUUCUCUCAGGGUUGAAGAGUCUUUACCUGCAGAACUUGUAGAAGAAGAGGAACCAACAGGUCCAAGAGUUCAGUUGGCUAUGUGGGAUUUUGGUCAGUGCGAUGCGAAAAGGUGCACUGGACGGAAGCUUGCAAGAUUUGGUUUGUUGAAAGAGCUGCGUGUUGGUACUGGAUUUGGUGGCGUUUGUUUAAGUCCCACCGGAUCACAGUGUAUCUCAAGAGAAGAUAGUAGUUUAAUUGAUCGAAGGGGGUUAGCUGUAGUCGAUUGCUCAUGGGCUCGCUUGGAUGAUGUACCUUUCACAAAAUUGCGUUGUGCUGCUCCACGUCUUUUACCAUGGUUGGUAGCAGCAAAUCCAGUAAACUAUGGUCGUCCAUGUGAGCUAUCUUGUGUUGAGGCUUUAGCAGCAGGUUUAAUUAUAUGCGGUGAGGAGGAAACUGGAAAUUUACUGCUCAGCAAGUUCAAAUGGGGUCAUGCAUUCUUGUCCCUCAAUAAAGAACUUUUGAAGGCAUACUCAGAAUGUAAAACAAGUGCUGAUAUUGUUUCAACUCAGAACGAGUGGCUUUCCUCGCAAACCUCAAAUAUUCCACAAACUCUAAAAGGAGAAGACACUGGAUCUCACAGUGAAGGUGAAAAUUCUUCAAAUGAUUCUGACGAUGGACUUCCUCCUCUAGAAAAGAACAUGAAUCAUCUUCACGUGAACAGCGAUGAAGAGAGUGAAUAGCAUACUUUCUUUGUUUUCCUUUGUAAAAUGGAAAAUAUAGGUAGUAGUUGCAAUAAAAAAAAAGAGAGAAUGUUUGCUGAAUUAGCAUAGCAGAAUCCUCUAUUCUGCUUAAUGUUAGAAUGUGGAGAGCAUUUUUCACAAGACACCUUAGUUUAGUUAUAUGUGAUCAUCCUUACAAAAGUAGCACUAGUUACAUGAUUCCUAGUUUUACCAGUUGUCAAAUUCGGACAAGUUCCUGAAAUAUCUGCUUGUAUUGUACUAUCAAGACUUGGUAUACUUGAAGAAAACUACACUAUUUUGGUGUCAUUGGUUUUAAA